UGGGAAGAGUGCUCCUCACGUACUUCAUUCUUCACAUCUUAUAUUAUAUAUUAGGGUGAGAGAGAGAGAAUAAGCAAAUAUACUCACAAAUCACAAAUUUUUCGAUAAUGAAGAUGAAGCUGCACUAUUUCUCUGUCUUUAUUUUCCUUUGUCAACUCAAGUUGUUGAUGGUUAUGUCAGGCUCCAUACCACUACUUCGGAAACCCAUCACUGCAAUUUCAUCAAAGCCUCAUAUUUCACCAAAUAAUUUGCCUUUUAAAGAUAUCCUGUCUUCCUCUUACUAUCUUAACACGUGCCCACAAGCUGAAGGAAUUAUCCAACAAAAGGUGAAAGCUUGGUUCCAGAAGGAUUACUCUUUGGCUGCUAGCAUCAUUCGCUUGCACUUCCAUGACUGUGCUGUUAGGGGAUGUGAUGCUUCAAUUUUGCUGAACUAUAAAGGAAGUGAAAGAAGGGCUUUGGCCAGCAAGACACUAAGAGGUUUCCAAGUGAUUGAUGAUAUUAAAGCAGAAGUAGAGAAAAGGUGUCCCAAAACUGUCUCUUGUGCAGACAUUCUCACAGCUGCUGCUAGAGAUGCCACUGUUCUACUUGGAGGUCCAUUCUGGGAAGUCCCUUUUGGUCGAAAAGAUGGAAAAUUUUCAUUUUCCAAAGAAGCUGACAUGGUUCCUCAGGGCCACGAAAACGUGACUGCAUUGAUUGAUUUUUUCCAAGCAAGAGGCUUGAGCAUACUAGACUUGGUUGUCCUCUCAGGUUCACACACAAUAGGCAGGAGCACUUGCUAUUCAAUUCUGCAUAGGCUAGCCAAGUCUGACCCUACACUUGAUAGGAAAUAUUUGAAGAACUUGACAAGGUCAUGUAAAUGGAGCUAUGACUAUGUAAAUCUUGAUGUGGCAACUCCAGUAACUUUUGAUGUACAGUAUUACAAGAAUCUUGGAAAGAAUAUGGGAUUGCUAUCAACCGACCAAGCACUCUACUUGGAUCCAAGAACUGCACCUUUUGUUUCUGCAUUGGCAACUCAGCCAGAUCUCUUCUUUAACCAGUUCGCGGUUUCUAUGGUGAAUCUUGGAAAUAUUCUAAUCCCAUCUACUCCAAAUCAGAAGGAAAUCAGAUUGAAUUGCAAUUAUGUCAAUCCUUGAAUAUUAUCUUACCAUUUGAUUCUCCUGGUUCGUCUUAAAUAAUUAAAUUGAUGUUGUUCAUCUUUGUUUCAUAGUAUAUUGGAGUCUAAU
Molecule: messenger RNA, 1223 nt
Organism: Hevea brasiliensis (rubber tree)
Lineage: Eukaryota; Viridiplantae; Streptophyta; Magnoliopsida; Malpighiales; Euphorbiaceae
Product: peroxidase 7-like
Exons: 2
Coding region: 108-1133 (341 amino acids)
Biological process (GO): hydrogen peroxide catabolic process; response to oxidative stress
Cellular component (GO): plasmodesma; plant-type cell wall
Molecular function (GO): peroxidase activity; heme binding
Source: RefSeq, a predicted model, not a curated record